AUAAUUUUGAAUAAUAAAUACCUAGUAUAACAAAAUGUGUAAGCACAUCCUUAACGCCCAAGUUGCAAUCAGAGCCUCUUGCUGAAAGAAAUGGUUCGAUUGUGCAGAGUGCCAUGCUGAGAGCCAAGACCAUGAAAUCCAAAAAGACUUAGAGAUGGUUUUCGUCUGUAAGAAGUGAAAGAAAGUCUUCAGAAAGAACAUGGAGGAAUACGAAGAAGCUGACGAGUACUGCCCCAACUGCGAUAACCACUACUACAUCGAAGCAGAGACUCCAGAAAGCAAGGGAAAAUUGGUCCUGGAAUUCGAGGCCAAGAAAGGCCAUGAACAUAAGCUCUAUAAAGAUGAAAGAGAGAAAGAGAGAGAAAGAACCCUCAUGGACUAUGCUGAUAUAGUUAUCUCUGACGAAGAUGACGAUUUCUAGUAAUCCAGAGUCCGUAUUCACAAUUAAUCCCUAAGUUUCUACUUUAAGUGGUU
Messenger RNA from Moneuplotes crassus, 474 nucleotides. NCBI's taxonomy places the organism in Eukaryota, Ciliophora, Spirotrichea, Euplotida, Euplotidae. The record is from the annotation of a GenBank genome assembly.